Messenger RNA from Terrapene triunguis (Three-toed box turtle), 3939 nucleotides. It is a transcript of the gene FAM161A, whose product is annotated as FAM161 centrosomal protein A. The transcript has 6 exons. The record is from RefSeq and is a predicted model, not a curated record. Bases 1 to 2175 code for a protein of 724 amino acids. NCBI's taxonomy places the organism in Eukaryota, Metazoa, Chordata, Testudines, Emydidae. Gene Ontology annotation, biological process: cilium organization. Gene Ontology annotation, cellular component: ciliary basal body; photoreceptor connecting cilium; cilium.
AUGGACGCGGCGCACCGAGCUGCGCUCCUCACCGCCUCCUGCCUCAGGACACCCGUGAACCCGCGCACCAGGGCGCCGCUGGCUCUGUACGAGCGGGAGAGGCGCCCGCCGGCCGCCGCGGAGCAGCAGGAUGAUUUUGACUUGGACUGUAAUAAUACUGAGAGACAGCAAAGCCCCACUGUAAGUGGGGACUGUGAGGACUGGAUAGACUUUCCCAAAAUGUGCCACUCAAAUCAGGAAUAUUACUUGAAGCUGGAAGAGCUGAAGAAUGCCCACCUGGAGACAAUGGCAAAACUGGAAAACAUGUAUCAGAAUAAGCUGCAUUUGAAAGGAGUACAGCCCCUGGACAAUAAGGAUGCUGCUCCCAGUUUGUGUUAUAGAUCAAUAUGGGAUAAGAGCUCAUUUCGGCCUCUGAAUUUGCAUAAAUCUUUUUCUGAGCCUGACUUAAAUAAUCUGUCCUAUUCAAGUUUGUCUGAUGGGUCUGAUGCAGAAUUAGAGUUGGAAGAAGAAAAUGGUAGUGAAACUGGGUCACUGACAUUUGCUAAGGAGCAGAUCGAAAAAAUGUGGGAUGGGUUUUCUGUGGACGACUAUGUCUAUCACACUAAACGUAGCUUACCAAAUUCACCAACAUUCAAAAUGAUGGGGAAGAAGCAGAAAGAGUGGUCACCAAAGGUCACUGUGCCUAAGCCUUUCCAGAUGACUAUUCGAGAAGCUAAGAAAAAACAACAGAAUGUCAAAUCAAAGUCACAGAUAGAAACGGAAAAUAACUUAUUGAAGAAACAACUAGAGGAAGAAGCAGAGUGUCAAAAGAAAUUCAGAGCCAAUCCUGUGCCUGCUUCCGUCUUCCUUCCGCUUUAUCAUGAAAUAAUGGAAAGAAAUGAAGAACGCAGGAAGUUUGUGAAAGAGAGAAGCAAAGAUAUUCUUUUGGCCUCUCAGAGACCAUUUCAGUUUAUCAGGAGAGAGGAGCAAAGGAAAGAAAUUAGGAAAAUGCAAUUAAAAGACCUUUCAUUGCCUGAAAAGAAAACAAAAUUAUUCCAAGCAAAACCUGUCCCUAAAUCUGUUUACAGUCCAGCCAUUAAUGAUAAGUUAAAAGAAGAAGAGCUCUAUAGAGAAAUUAGGAUCCAAAUGAGAGCUGAAGAGUUGCUACGUAAUUCUUCUCUUCCCAACAGCAGACUGGCUAGUAGAACUAUCAAUAAACAGAGGAAACAAAAGUGCAAUCAACAGAAAGAAGAACUGGAGCAUAAACCAAGGAUCAAAUCUAGGGUUCCAGACUUUGAAACACUGCACCAAAAAUUCCAGAAUAGGCUCCUGAAACAGAAACAUGUGAAACACAUCACAGUUUGUGAACCCUUCAAUCUUCGUACUCCACGUAUCCCAUCCAACAAAGGGAAGAUUCUGCAGGACAUUCAAGCAGAUGAAGAAACAUUAAAAGAAACACGCUGGCCAUACGCCUCUCCAAGAUGCAAACCUCAAAUGAGGUGUUCAAGUGCAAGUUCAUCUCCCUUGGGACGUGAGCAAUCUGAAUCUCCAAGAAUCACAGAGUCUACCAAAAGAAGAAUACAAGCUAUAAGGAAACAUGAGAAGCAAAGAAUGCAAGAGUAUCUGCAGGAGCGGGAAGAAAUGGAAGAAAGAGUAAACCAGAGGCCAUUGCUUUUGGAAAGAGCCACUCAGAAAAAUGCCAGAAUAGCAGCAGAAAAGCAUUACUCUGAUAUACUGAGAGAACUGGGGAUUUGUGAGGACUUCCUUUCAAAAAAAAGUCAAACUGCUAAAUUGCUGGACCAGCCCAAUGCUAAAGGCUUUGGAAGCUGCACUGAAGACAGAGAAAGUCUUAAUGAAGAUAAAGUUCAAGAAAGAGAAUCCUGUGAUGGGCAGAAGGCAAAUCCUCACUCUGACCAAUCUUGUGGGGAGGCGGAAGAGGAGAAAGCAAGCUCACAGUCUGACCAAUUCUGUGAGGAGGAAGAGGAGAAGGCAAGCUCACAGUCUGACCAAUCCUGUGAGGAGGAGGAAGAGGAGACGGCAAGCUCUCAGUCUGACCAAUCCUGUGAGGAGGAAGAGGAGAAGGCAAGCUCUCAGUCUGACCAAUCCUGUGAGGAGGAGGAAGAGGAGAAGGCAAGCUCACAGUCUGACCAAUCCUGUGAGGAGGAGGAGGAAGAGGAGAAGGCAAGCUCUCAGUGAUCAUGAUGAUGAGGAUGUUGUGGAAUGUGAGGAUGAUAAGUAUGAAGAUGGUUUAGAAGAAAAACCUAGUAAUGCUGAAGCUAACUGAAAGGAAGGAAGACAGACUUACUUCUCUUAUUGCGUUGGAGCUCAACACACAUUGCUGGCAAUGGGUAUAUGCUAAAGAAAAAACUGACUCUUGGUGCUAUGGGCAUUUUGAACUGCAUACAUGUAGGUCUUGUGUGAAUUUCUAUUUGUUAGCAUAAUAUAACUUCAAAUGCUGAAUUUGCUUUUUUUCCAGUAAGAAAAAAUUAUCAUUACUCAUUUCCAUUAGCAGUUGCACUUGUCAGUGUAUGCUUUAUUCUAAACUUUCAUUGCAUGAGCGCAUUUCUGUGUUCAGAAAUACUAACCACAGUUUAAAACUCACUUCUUCCAUUCCUGUUGGCUAAUACUUAGGCUUUUACAUUUCCAGCUCUUUGCCUUCAUGCUGACAAAAUAGGGUGGGAAGCAGUCAUCAGGAAGGAGAAACAGUGGCGUUACUCCAUAAGCAAAGAUCUUAGAGCAACAUUACCUCUUAUUUCAGCACUUCUAGGAUCUGCUCAGUUUUAACCAGCCCUGAAUAUAUUUUCCCAUUAUGGCAGUGGAAAUUUGGGUGUAACUCUCAUUAAGGAUGAUGAUGGGAGUUUCUUGUGUAAAUCCUCUGGCCAUCAUUGGCCGAGUGGUAGCCAGGGACACCAAAAUGCCAACUUACUAUGCAGCUGGACUGUCCUUGCAACUGCUUAAUGAAUGCUCCUUUUAAUAUAAUUUAUUAAUAGCACCCCACAUACUAGGGCUCUUGGGACGCUGAACAGGAUAACAAAACCAUGACUCAUAUACAAUAAACACAUAUGGAGCCCCUCAUUAAACUUCUAUAGGACUUUGUAAUGCUAAAAGAAGGGAGGGGGAACGAAUUUGUAGCAUGAACUUCAGAAGCAGUAUUUGUAUUUUUGUUAUACUGUGGAUUAUGUAUUAGAACAAAUGUCUAAUCAAAGCUCCAAAAUUGUGUUCUCUGUAUGAUAUCUUUAAAUCUCUUUUAAGAACCAUUCCAAGAUCAUGUGAAAUAAUUCAUUAUAAUGUAAUAAUGCAGAUUAAAACUAAUGUUCAUUAGUUUCUUUAUUGAGAUAGUUAACAGAUACUGUAAAUCAAGAAAUUAUUACGUGUGAAAAAUACAACACUUGCAGCUGUAUUUAAUAUUUUUUUUUGAGUGAGUAGAAGAAAAGGGGUUUAGUAAGCUUAAGUAGUCUUUCUCCUUGUAUUUGCUACUCAGCCCAUCAGCUUUCCUCUUAGGCUACUCCUGAAAUAAGAACCCAAAUGAAGACAUGAAUGCUUCAUAUGGAGAGCACCUUCUGGUUCCCUCUCCUAUUCUGUGCCUGGCCUUCCUACUGUUCUCAGUCAUUGCCAACGUAGGGACGGAAAAGAGAAAUCUAUCUGCAUAAUAAUAAACAGCUGCUGAAGAGCUUCAAAUAAUAGUUUGCAAGCUAAAUAAAGAAUGAUGCAAAAUAUCUACACACAGCACAUACACCCAAAACAUCUUGGGUAACCGGCAAAUAUUAGUAAGUUGCAUUUUUGUCUGAAUACUGAAUUAAAAGUGGUUUCAGAUGCUUUUGUAAUCAAGUAUUAGGGUUUUAUUUUCCUUUUUUCUAACAAGUUUUGUAAUACUGUUAGAUUAUUUCUUCUUUGGUUAGAUCUGCAUCAGAAGACUCACUAAAAUUUGAAUUCAGAUGAAGUAUAUAUAAUUGUCAUGUU